UGGAGAGAGGGCAGCAGCGAAAGGGUUAAAAGGAAUGAUCUGGGCUGCAGCUUUAAUGCGUCUCGUGUGGAGGGCACGAAACUGAGUUUGGUAGGAGGUUCUUUGUCUGGAGCAGCCUUGGCAGUAAACAGAGCUGUGAUCUCAGAGGCGAUGAGGCACCGGGAGCGCCGGGGGCUGCGGGCUCCGGCUCCGAGCGGCGGCCCUGGGGCAGCUCCGCGUGUCCCGGCAGGUGCUGCCACGGCCGAGGACGGAGCUGGAGUGAAGGUGCUCCUGUGAUGAGCCCCGAGCCCACCCUCUCCUCCUAGUGAGAGUUUCCUAGAGAGCAGAGGGAGCGGAGGAUGCGGAGGGGGCGAUGAGCGGUCCCAGGGAGGAUGGCCGCUGUCGCAGGGCCAUCAGCAUCCUCACCGAGCUGUGCCAGAAGAAAAGCCUGCCCAGCUUGGACCUGGACACCUGCAGGGAGUUCCUCCUGCUGCCUUCUGACCAGAGCCUGAUUAUCUCCGAGCCAGAGCUCUCCGUCAGCCUCCUUGCAGUGAUAGUCAUUGUGUGUGGCCUGGCCCUGGUGGCAGUGUUUGUGUUUCUCUUUUGGAAGCUCUGCUGGGUUCCCUGGAGGAACAAGGCCCUUUCCUCCCACCUGGCCGUGCUGCGGAGCGAGGCGGGCCACAAGGACAGCAUGGCAGACAAGCUCAAGGACACGGGGGCCAUCAGCUUCCUGGAGGCAGCUGUGAAGAUCAGCCACACCUCCCCGGACAUCCCUGCAGAGGUCCAGAUGUCCAUGAAGGAUCACAUCAUGCGGCGCACGCGGAUCCAGAGGCAAACCACGGAGCCAGCCUCUUCCACCAGGCACAUCUCCUUCAAGAGGCACCUGCCCCGGCAGAUGCACGUGUCCAGCAUGGACUACGGCCUGGAGCCGCCGGCCGUGGCCGAGCAGCCCACCAGCAUCGGCCGCAUCAAGCCCGAGCUCUACAAACAAAAGACCGUGGACACCGAGGACCCCAAGAAGGAGGCAGAGAAAACCUGUGGGAAAAUCAACUUCACUCUCAAGUACGACUACGAGAACGAGACGCUGACUGUCCGAAUUCUCAGGGCUUUUGACUUGCCAGCCAAAGACUUCUGCGGCAGCUCGGAUCCCUACGUGAAGAUCUACCUCCUGCCCGACCGCAAGCGCAAGUUCCAGACGCGAGUGCACAGGAAGACUCUGAACCCCACCUUCGACGAGUCCUUCCACUUCCCCGUGCCCCACGAGGAGCUGGCGAGCAGGAAGCUCCACCUGAGCGUCUUUGACUUUGACAGGUUCUCCAGGCACGACAUGAUUGGAGAAGUUAUCUUGGAGAACCUGUUCGAGGACUCGGACCUCUCCCGGGAGACUUCCAUCUGGAGGGACAUUCAGUACGCCACGACGGAAAGCGUGGACCUGGGCGAGAUCAUGUUUUCCCUUUGUUAUUUGCCAACUGCAGGUCGCCUCACCUUAACAGUCAUUAAAUGCAGGAAUCUCAAAGCUAUGGACAUCACUGGUUACUCAGAUCCAUAUGUCAAAGUGUCUUUGCUCUGUGACGGGCGAAGACUGAAAAAGAAGAAAACCACCAUAAAGAAAAACACACUUAAUCCCACCUACAAUGAAGCAAUAAUCUUUGACAUUCCUCCCGAGAACAUGGAUCAAGUCAGCCUCCUUAUCUCUGUCAUGGAUUAUGAUCGGGUGGGCCACAACGAGAUCAUCGGGGUUUGCCGCGUGGGGGUCAACGCCGAGGGGCUGGGCAGAGACCACUGGAAUGAGAUGCUGGCCUACCCCCGCAAGCCCAUUGCCCACUGGCACCCGCUGGUGGAGGUGAAGAAAUCCUUCAAAGAGUGGCACGGCCGGGCAGCGAGCUUUGACAGCCAGGGCUCCUGUCCCUCCCCCAAACCACCCCCCACACCAUGAUCCGGAGCAGGGACAGCAAAAUGGGACUAAACCAAGUAAUUUUUGCACUUGGCCUUCAGUCUCAGUGGUUGCUGAGGGGCGGUGGCAGCAGCGGGACUUUCCGGUCUAGUUGUUCCUGCGUAAGUAAAGGUAGAAACCCGUUUUGUGGUCAAAUAUGUUUUUGUCUAAUAUGUCUCCCAAGGUGAUGUUAUUUUUGUGGCUUUUGCUGUACGGAUCUGUUUCCAGAGGGAGAAGGUGGACUGAGACAUGUGCUGGGAGUUUGGUCUGUAAAAUAAUGUGUAAAAUAGUUUUUAGUGUGUGCGAAGGCUGGAAAGGGGCGAGGAGGUGUCUGCAGAGAGCAGAGGUGGCCGGGACAGGGGACAGUGGCCACUGGAAAGCCGUGGCAGAAGAUGGAAGAGACUCUUCCAAGCCACCACCAGCUCCGUCCUCGUGGUCAGCCCCAGCCCUGCAGAGUGUCCCCGGGUUUCCUGUUCAUGUAGAGGUGUCCAUGAGCUCUUAGAAGUUUGUGCAGUGUGUACCCCAUAACUCUUUUUGUCAUAUAUAAAAACAAUGCUGUUGAUUCCUCAGGAGGGGAACCCUGAGGUUUUUUUCCCCUGUAUCUGAAAUCUCCCCAGAGCUAUUUGCAUGAACAGUUCCUUCAGCCCCCUUUGUAGCUGCUGCUCAUCCCCCAGGACAUCCCCACGUUAUCUGGAGUGGAGGGAACGGCGUGGCCACAGGUGGGAUUCAGAAAAAAGGGGAAAAUGUUACAGCAAUGGGUGACAGCCCUGCAUGACCACUGGGUCUCUAUUUCUUAUCUCAUCCAAGUAAUAAAAGGGUGACCCAAGGGGCAAAGGGAAAUACAGAAACAUGACUGAUGCUAAAAAAAGCUUCCAAACUUUUUUCUAAAGACUGUCAGCACUUUCUUAAAGAAUAAAGUUUCUCAGCCCAAGCCCUGAAGGAAGGUCAGGUUCUGGGAAAAAAAAACCCGAAGAUUUGCUGGUUCCUUGGCUGCAGAGGCCAAGAAUGAAGUUAGAAUAUCCCAAGCACUGGCUUUACAGCUAAAUCAGCUGAUCUUUAUCAGCCAGCUGUGGAUUUUGGACACUUUCUCAUCCUGGAUUUUUCUCUGAGUUAAGAAGUGUGUUAGUGCUGUUUAUUCCUCCCUAAUUAAAUUAGGCAAAAGCAAAUAUUUUGGUUUGGAGGUAGAAUUUGCGAGCGAGGCAGCCGGCUCUCCUCCCCUCAGGUUAGCAGGACUGUGUUCAUCAGCCACAAUCCUCAGAUCAACUUCAGUUUCCAUUUUCCCAAAUGUCACCACGUCACCCCUGGCUGCACAUCAGGGCUGGCACAGAGGGGUGUUUGCAUUGCUCCUGGGUGAGAUGAAUCCUUUGUUCAGUGAAGGGUAAAUACGUCAUUCCUCAUCACACCUUGUGUCUUAAUUCUCUUUAUGUGCCACAUGCUAUAGGAGCAGAAACUCAAUAAAAUUAUUUGAUUUGUAA
This is a messenger RNA of Vidua macroura (Pin-tailed whydah), 3387 nucleotides long. RefSeq names its product synaptotagmin 6 (gene SYT6). NCBI's taxonomy places the organism in Eukaryota, Metazoa, Chordata, Aves, Passeriformes, Viduidae. Gene Ontology annotation, cellular component: membrane. Gene Ontology annotation, biological process: cellular response to calcium ion; calcium-ion regulated exocytosis; regulation of dopamine secretion. Bases 353 to 1915 code for a protein of 520 amino acids. The transcript has 7 exons. The record is from RefSeq and is a predicted model, not a curated record. Gene Ontology annotation, molecular function: phosphatidylserine binding; calcium ion binding; calcium-dependent phospholipid binding.